CAGCCAUGUUGAUCGUGGCUAGCACAGGGGCCGGCACCAGGGGGUUUUAGAAGCAGGUGUCAUGAUGUUGUCCACGGUGUUAAGGAGAACCGCGCCGGCGCCGCGGCUCUUCCUCGGGUUACUCAAGUCCCCACCGCUCCAAAACCGGGGAAGUGCUUACGGCCGGAGCAUAAACACCGGAGACCGCGGAGAGCCGCAGCGGCUGAGAGCUGCCGCCUGGGUGCGCCCUGGAGCAUCCUAUAUCUUAUUCCCCGGUCGGGGGGCAGCCACCUGGGGGCGCCGUGGAGAACUCACCGAGAUCUCAUACCUGGCUACCGCCUCGUGGGGACGCGGUAGUAGCCUCGAAGAAACACUCCCGGGACAGGACAGCUGGAAUGGGGUUCCCAACAAGACAGGACUGGGCAUGUGGGCCUUGGCCACGGCGCUGGUGGUUCAUUGCUACAGCAAGAGUCCUUCCAACAAGGAUGCAGCUCUGAUGGAAGCUGCCCGUGCCAACAAUGUGCAGGAAAUCAGAAGGCUAUUGUCGGAAGGUGCAGACGUCAACGCCAGGCACAAACUUGGCUGGACAGCAUUGAUGGUGGCAGCCAUCAGCCGAAAUGACAGUGUGGUGCAGGUCCUGCUUGCUGCUGGAGCUGACCCAAACCUUGGGGAUGAUUUCAGCAGUGUCUACAAGACUGCCAAGGAACAGGGAAUCCAUUCUUUGGAAGUCCUGGUCACUCGAGAGGAUGACUUCAACAACCGGCUAAACAACCGGGCUAGCUUCAAGGGCUGCACGGCCCUGCACUAUGCUGUCCUGGCUGACGACUACCGCAUCGUCAAGGAGCUGCUGGAUGGAGGAGCCAAUCCCCUUCAGAGGAAUGAGAUGGGACACACACCCUUGGAUUAUGCCCGGGAAGGGGAGGUUAUGAAGCUUCUGAAAACCUCCGAGACCAAGUACAUGGAGAAGCAGAGGAAGCGUGAGGCAGAAGAGCGGCGCCGCUUCCCGCUAGAGCAGCGACUGAAGGAACACAUCAUUGGCCAGGAGAGUGCCAUUGCCACCGUGGGUGCAGCGAUCCGGAGGAAGGAGAAUGGCUGGUACGAUGAGGAGCACCCUCUGGUCUUCCUCUUCUUGGGAUCAUCUGGAAUAGGGAAAACUGAGCUGGCCAAGCAGACUGCCAAGUAUAUGCACAAAGAUGCCAAAAAGGGCUUCAUCCGGCUUGACAUGUCUGAGUUCCAGGAGCGACAUGAGGUAGCCAAGUUUAUUGGGUCUCCACCAGGCUACAUUGGCCAUGAAGAGGGUGGCCAGCUGACCAAGAAGCUGAAGCAGUGCCCCAAUGCAGUAGUCCUCUUUGAUGAAGUGGACAAGGCCCAUCCAGAUGUGCUCACCAUUAUGCUGCAGCUGUUUGAUGAGGGCCGCCUGACAGAUGGCAAGGGGAAGACCAUUGAUUGCAAGGAUGCCAUCUUCAUCAUGACUUCCAAUGUAGCCAGUGAUGAGAUCGCCCAGCAUGCAUUGCAGCUGAGGCAGGAAGCUUUGGAGAUGAGCCGAAAUCGAAUUGCCGAGAACCUUGGGGACGUCCAGAUUAGUGACAAGAUCACCAUCUCAAAGAACUUUAAGGAGAAUGUGAUCCGCCCCAUCCUGAAAGCUCACUUCCGGAGAGAUGAGUUUCUGGGGCGGAUCAAUGAGAUCGUCUACUUCCUCCCUUUCUGCCACUCAGAGCUCAUCCAGCUGGUCAACAAGGAACUGAACUUCUGGGCCAAGAGAGCCAAGCAGAGGCACAACAUCACACUGCUGUGGGACCGCGAGGUGGCAGAUGUGUUGGUGGAUGGCUACAAUGUCCACUAUGGCGCACGCUCCAUCAAGCAUGAGGUAGAGCGCCGUGUGGUGAACCAGCUGGCAGCAGCCUAUGAGCAGGACCUUCUACCAGGGGGCUGCACCCUGCGCAUCACUGUGGAGGACUCAGACAAGCACCUCCUCAAGAACCCUGAGCUGCCCUCACCCGAGGCUGAGAAGCGUCCACCACCCACACUGCGUCUGGAGAUCAUUGAUAAGGACAGCAAGACCCGCAAACUGGACAUCCGGGCACCACUCCACCCUGAGAAGGUGUGCUACACCAUCUAGCAUCCACCUGCCUGUAUGUACCCUGAACAUCUAAUAAAGGCCCCUUGCUGUGGCAUGGCAGCUGA
This is a messenger RNA of Onychomys torridus (southern grasshopper mouse), 2163 nucleotides long. RefSeq names its product caseinolytic mitochondrial matrix peptidase chaperone subunit B (gene Clpb). The record is from RefSeq and is a predicted model, not a curated record. NCBI's taxonomy places the organism in Eukaryota, Metazoa, Chordata, Mammalia, Rodentia, Cricetidae. Gene Ontology annotation, cellular component: cytoplasm; mitochondrion. Bases 62 to 2098 code for a protein of 678 amino acids. Gene Ontology annotation, molecular function: ATP hydrolysis activity; protein binding; ATP binding. The transcript has 16 exons. Gene Ontology annotation, biological process: cellular response to heat.